CUCAGAUACCCUAGGUUUUUAAAUUACAAAAUGAGCAAACGAAAGUCAAUUUCUGACUCCAGCAUGCCAAAUAAAGACAUUGUUGACUUUUUACUGGAACUUGCAAAUUAUGAGAAGAAUGUGACAAGGCAGGUGCAUAAAUACAAUGCAUACAGGAAAGCUGCUGGCUCCGUAUCGAAACACACUGCUCCAAUCACAAGUGGCAAGCAAGCGAAGGCACUGGAUGGAGUUGGUGAGAAGAUAGCAAAGAAAAUAGAUGAGUUUCUUGCUACCGGCAAGCUUGAAAAAUUAGAAAAAAUAAGAAAAGAUGAGAUGAGCACGUCCAUUGCUGAGCUUACCAAAGUUACUGGGAUCGGGCCUGUUGCUGCCAGGAAAUUUUUUGACAAAGGAAUCAAAUCCAUCGAAGAUCUCAAGAAACAUGUUGAUCAACUGAAUCAUCACCAAAAAAUUGGACUGAAAUAUUUUGAGGAGUUGGACAAGAGGAUUCCAAGAAAUGAAAUGCUGGAACUUGAGAAAGUCAUAAAGGAAGAAGUGAAUGGAGUGGAUGCCCUGUACAUAGCUGAAAUAUGCGGAAGUUUCAGAAGGGGAGCCGAGAUGAGCGGUGAUGUCGAUGUUCUCCUAACCCACCCUUCGUUCACCUCACAGUCCAAGCAACAUGCUGCAUUGCUCCAGGCAGUGGUCGAGCGGUUGAGGUCAGUCACAUUCAUUACCGAUACUUUAUCUUUGGGAGACACCAAGUUUAUGGGUAUAUGCAAACUGACUGACGACGAUGAUGAUGAUGACGGUGGCAAGAAGCACGGCCAUCGCAGAUUGGAUAUAAGAUUGAUACCUCACGACCAAUACCCAUGCGCUCUCCUCUACUUCACUGGUAGUGACGUAUUCAACAAGAACAUGCGUACACUGGCUCUCAGCAAGGGUUUCACCAUCAACGAAUACUGCAUCAGACCCCUCGGAACUACUGGUGUGCCAGGUGAACCACUGGAUGUAACGUGCGAGAAAGAUAUUUUCGAUUACAUUGGAAUGGAAUUCAAGGAGCCGCCAGAAAGGAAUGAUUAAUUCUGCUGCGAUCUCCAAUACGAAUUAUAUUCCAAACUAUAUCUUUUUUAAAUUAUUUGUAGAAAUACAAUUAACUUUAUUACUUUUUUAGCAAUUUUUUGUCUCUUGUACUGUAUGGUUAUUUUUUGAUGAAUAUUAUUU
Molecule: messenger RNA, 1197 nt
Organism: Helobdella robusta
Lineage: Eukaryota; Metazoa; Annelida; Clitellata; Rhynchobdellida; Glossiphoniidae
Exons: 14
Coding region: 31-1056 (341 amino acids)
Biological process (GO): double-strand break repair via nonhomologous end joining
Cellular component (GO): nucleus
Molecular function (GO): DNA-directed DNA polymerase activity; DNA binding
Source: RefSeq, a predicted model, not a curated record